This is a messenger RNA of Thlaspi arvense, 1458 nucleotides long. Lineage: Eukaryota; Viridiplantae; Streptophyta; Magnoliopsida; Brassicales; Brassicaceae. The record is from the annotation of a GenBank genome assembly.
AUGCUCGAACCGCUCUACCUCAACUCAGACUGCUGUACCUCAACUCAAUUUGCUGAAACAGAGGAUAUGGAAGUUCAGUUAAGGAUAAAUGUGUCUGAAGCGGGAAAAUGUCUUUGCUGUGCUGAAAUGAAAACUAUCAGUCAUGUGCUCACCGCUCAGCCUCACGACAAGACGGAGGAGAAGCAUAACCCCAAUUCUCAUGAGCGUCUCGGACGAAUAGAUACACCCAAAUCGUGGUCCGAUCUUCCUUUAGAUCUCUUGAAUUUAGUUUUCAAACUCCUCAGCUUUGCUAAUUUCCAGCGAGCUAAAUCCGUAUGUUCAUCUUGGCACUCCGCUUCAAGACAAUGCGUGCCCAGAAGCAAGCAUAUCCACUGGCUGAUUCUCUUCCCCGAAGAUAACAACGACAACAACAGCAAUUACUCUUGCAUGUUGUUCAAUCCCGAGGAAAAAGACAAGCUUUACCGAAUGCAAGAUCUGGGUUUGGAAUUUGCAAAGAGUUAUUGUAUUGCAACCUAUGGAAUCCUGAAGAAGAGAUGCAAGGUGAAAGGGGGAGCACUGAUCAAGAGGAGGAUGAGGAGGAACAUCAUGGUUCCACGGCUAUUUCGCGUGACAAGUCACAACGGAAAGGUACAAAGAGGCUUUAACAUUAGAUGCCCUGUGUUUUGGGUUGAUGACAAAACCAAAGACUAUGUUGUCUUCUGGGGGCUUCGAGAUUUGUGUGUGGUUUAUUCCAAGAAAGGAGAUACCUCGUGGAAUCAAAUCCCGGAAACUUCAGAUUGUCGUAACAUGGUUUACAAGGAUUCCAUGCUUUACAUGAUAAGCUUAUUCUAUGGUUCUGUCAUAAUCUUCGAUUUCUCUGGAGAGGUUCCACAGAAAAAGUUUAACCGCUUUCUUGCUUUUAGAGCUGAGAAGUAUGGUAUCUUUCGAACUUCACUUGUAGUCACAGUAACCGGAGAUGUCCUCACGGUUGAAAAAAUAUGGAGACAAAGGUUUAGUGGGAGACCAAUAAAAUGGGCACAAGGGUCCUUCCGGGUUGUCAAGGUUUGUUCAUCAGGAUUCGAGAAGAAAUACGAAGUGAUUCAUUCUCUGGGCGACGAGUCAAUGCUUUUGGAUCAAGGCAUCACUGUGCCCGCCGAUGACAAUGAUGGAUUCAUUAGAAACUCCAUCUACUCCAGUGCUAGUACUAGUGGAGAGAACACAGAGAAGAUCCUUCUUUCUAAUAUCGAGACAGGGCAGACAGAGCCGUUUAGUUCUCUAGAGCUCAGAUAUUGUCAGAUUUGUAGUGUUGGGUUGAAAACUAUUUGUCAUGUACUGCUCUUUGGAUCAUUGGAUGCACAGUCGCAAUGUCCUGAAAAUGGCUUCUCAUUGAAUUCUCUAGAGACCGCUCUACCUCAGCUCAAUUUGCUGAAACAGAGGACAUGGAAGUUAAGAAUCCACGGAACAGAAACAAAAACAUAA